UUUUUUUUACUUUUUUUAGACAAAAUAUCCCAAGUACGAACAAAUGGAAUUAAAAUGUUAUCAAACGUCCUGAGUACUUUUAUUCAAGUUGAAUGGAGGGAUCAAAAAGAUUUAUGGAGAAGACGUACAGAGCAUAUGUCUGAUGCCAUUCCUGUUACUUCUUCUGAUGCUUCUAUGCUUACCGAUGAAGAACCAAUUAAUCUUCCAUUGACUUUUGAAUUAUUAGCAGAAAUUAGAUCAGGAUUUUGGCGUACACGAAGUUGGAGGCGUAGACAGAGUUUUGCCAAUCUUCUUUACCUUCUACUUCGCCAUUGUUUACUUACCCCUCUUCAAUUUUAUUAUUUAUUCUUUCAUGAUUUUAUGUGCUUGUCUGAUGACGAUGUAGCCAAUGUUCGUCAAUAUUUUUGUCUUAUUGCUCAAUUAAACCGUUUUGAAGAAUAUGUCGGUUCAAGUGUAAUUAAACGACUUGAACAAAUGUUAGUAGAUGAUAAUGAUUUGGAAGUUAGGCAUUUAUCAAAGGUUUUUUUAUUUUUAAUUUUUUUCAGAGGGUUUAGUGGGUUUUUAAGGGAUUUUAGGGUGAGAGGGGGUAGGUUAACGAAGGUGACUUUCUAA
This is a messenger RNA of Meloidogyne enterolobii, 612 nucleotides long. The record is from the annotation of a GenBank genome assembly. NCBI's taxonomy places the organism in Eukaryota, Metazoa, Nematoda, Chromadorea, Rhabditida, Meloidogynidae.